UUCAAAUUUGUUCAGUCAUUCUCCCAAGCACUUAUCCUCAAUUUCUGAUCGAGAUGAUGAAAAAACAACAACAAUGUCCAUCCUUAGUUUUGUGGAAUGACCAGCAAUGGUCUUUGACUUGUAUUAUAUGAUGAAUUUCCCCUAAAGGAGUGUGUAAACAAGAGGCGGGUUAGUGGGGUCCUUUUGUCAUGGUGCACGAGGGUGAUGAGGAUGUGUGUCUUGUUUGUUCUGGCUCUCAUAGCAACCUUAGCCCGCAGUUGACGUUGCACGGUGUCAACCACACGUUCACACUUCGCGCUGAUCUCGAUUGCUGACUCAUUACUCUAAAUGUCCGGAUUAAGAAAUUGAAAUCCUGACUUCUCUGUCUUGGAUUUGUUCCCGAUUGUGGCAAUAAAUGUCCGCACCCCUGACACUAUCAUCUGUUCCACCUCUUUGCUACCCCCUCCCCACUCCAUCCCCCCGCCCAUCCCCUCUCAGCCUCGUCUUCAAUCUGUGUUAUAUUUAAACCUCGGACACUCAAAUGAGCCCAUUUUAAGCCACACUAACCUCUUCGGUCAACGCCUCUAUUGUGGAUGACUCUCCUGACACUUCCUCUCGCCUGUCUCCAGUCUCCAGCUUCUUCGCCCACGCAGCAAAGGUUACGACUGACGGUCGCCCGCAGACUCAUCUUGAGCCUUGACAAGAUUAUAAAUACUUUAAAAUUUAAAAGGAAAAGUACUGCUGACACUUUGGAGUGUUCUCAUUUUUGUUGAUGCGACUUUUUUUUUUUUUUUUUUUUAAAAGGUCUGACAUUUGGAUAAAGACACUGACACAAUUCACAGGCGAAUGGCUCAUAUAGCUCAAGCUGCCAUGAGGUAAGCCCCUCCCACUCCCUCUCCACCCACCCAGGGUGUCCGUUGGCAGGAUGACCGCCGUCUGCCCCUCAGAGAGCAGCCCGGAGGGGGCCGAAGCAGGGGCCGGGGCCGCCGGAGCCACGGGGUGCAGCUCUGUUUCCGGGGUCGACACCGGGGAGUCCGUUGAAGAUCCUGCCGGAAGUUCUGUUGGAGACCCAGCGGUCGAUGCCCACGGGCAGAAGUACACGCGCUACAGCAACCAGGACAGCUCCGACAUCAACACGGAUGACGAAGGCGCCACCGUCCGCCGCCUUACUCCGCUGGAGAGACUCAACCUGGAUAUGUGCCAAGAUGAGAGGGUGGUCCGUGAACUCACAGUGGGCAGAAGAAUCAGCUUCUACAAAAUUCGAGGAGAGAUCGGCUGUGGAAAUUUUUCCCAUGUCAAGCUGGGAAUCCAUGCACUCACGAAAGACAAAGUGGCCAUCAAGAUCCUUGACAAAACCAAGCUGGAUCAAAAGACCCAGCGUCUGUUGUCCAGAGAAAUCUCCAGCAUGGAAAAACUACAUCACCCGAACAUCAUACGCCUCUAUGAGGUGGUGGAGACAUUGUCACGGUUACACCUCGUGUUGGAGUACGCUGGUGGUGGGGAGCUCUACAGCAAAAUCACGACCGAAGGGAAACUUUCUGACGCCGACAGCAAAAUUGUCUUUGCUCAAAUUCUGUCUGCCGUUAAACACAUGCAUGAAAACAACAUAAUUCACCGCGACCUGAAGGCAGAAAACGUCUUCUACACCAGCAGCUCUUGUGUCAAGGUCGGCGACUUCGGCUUCAGCACGAUGAGCCGUCGUGACGAAAUGCUCAACACUUUUUGCGGCUCUCCGCCUUACGCCGCCCCCGAGCUCUUCCGGGAUGAAAACUACGUGGGCGUCUUUGUGGACAUCUGGGCCCUGGGAGUGAUGCUUUUCUUCAUGGUGACGGGCACCAUGCCGUUCAGGGCGGACACUGUGGCUAAACUGAAGCGGUGCAUCCUGGAAGGCGCCUUCACGCUGCCUUCCUGGCUGCCGGACACAUGCCAGAAACUGAUCCGGGCGAUCCUCCAACCCUUACCGGCUGACCGCUGCUCCGUAGAACAGGUGAUGGGCAGCGACUGGAUGCAUCAUGUUGACUUCCCGCGGCCCAUGGAACCCUUCAAGCUGGAACCGUCUCACCUCGCAGAGAAUGAUCCAUCCGAGUUGGGGCUGGAGGAGAUGGAAGUAGUUACAGCACUAGGGACACUUGGCAUCACCUCAGAACACAUCCUGAACAACCAAGGAAAGGACUGCAGGAGUUCCAUCACGGGAGUGUAUCGAAUCCUGCUGCACGGCGCUCACAGGAGACGCGCUCUCGAGAGCAUACCGACGGCCACGCAGGCAGCUGGACCAAAAGCAACGAAAAAGGAGCGUCUAAAGGUGUACCGCAGUUUACGGCACACAUCCAAACUCUGUAUGAUCCUGUGACAUGAAGCUCGAUCAAAUUUUAUAUUCAGUACUGUCCACAUUUGGCGGGAUGCAUUUUGGUUAGAAAAAAAAACUAUGUCCGGCAGUUAGGCGAGUCCAUUAAAAUCAUGGGACAAAAUGGAAUCUGGAAUUUCUUAUUUUCAUAUCUUUCAUUUAGCUGGUGAAAUUAAUCUCUGUGAGAAUGUGGAAUUAAUUACCGGUACCUCAUUUUUUUGACACAGACUUGAUCUAAUCCACAAGAUUUGAAAAGAAUGAUGUCCUCAAAGAUUUCGGUUCAUUUUGAAUGGGUGAAUGUAGCUGACACUUGACCUUUGGUACGAUGGAGCACAAAACAUCCCGUAAGAAUAAUCAAAUCACUGUAGCGUGCGCAAAGGCUUGCAUGCACAUACGCGUGUUGACUUCAGGAUAAGCUUUCCGUUUGCAAUGUCUUUAGAGACGCUUCAUUGCCAUCAUGCCUGAUGUAUCUCUGUGAGAUGAUCCACAGGUUUGGAAAAGCCAAUAAAUUACUUGUAAUUUGUUUUGACUCUACUUUUAAUCCACUGGUGCCAUACCUACAAUUGAAUAUGUGAACCAAAAAUGUUUAUACGUGG
Messenger RNA from Hippocampus comes (tiger tail seahorse), 2919 nucleotides. It is a transcript of the gene nim1ka, whose product is annotated as NIM1 serine/threonine protein kinase a. Lineage: Eukaryota; Metazoa; Chordata; Actinopteri; Syngnathiformes; Syngnathidae. The transcript has 6 exons. Gene Ontology annotation, molecular function: ATP binding; tau-protein kinase activity. The coding region runs from base 905 to 2329 and encodes 474 amino acids. The record is from RefSeq and is a predicted model, not a curated record. Gene Ontology annotation, biological process: intracellular signal transduction; microtubule cytoskeleton organization; protein phosphorylation. Gene Ontology annotation, cellular component: cytoplasm.